UUCUAUUCUAAAAGUUCGUUGCAAAGUGAAAAGUGUAAAAAUUAUAAAAACAAAAUUAAUGAAGUGUUCCAAGGAUAAUUAACUUUAAGUAUUAAAUAUUGCUACCAUGGUUGUGUCAAUAACAUGUUUACAUAAAUUAAAUACUAAUCCACUAAGCAAUUUGCGUGCUAUAUUAUGUUUUCCAAAAGUUAUCCUUCUCGAAAACAACAAGAAUAUACAUAUUGUGGAUAUAUAUGAAAGUAAUGAUUCAGAUAAAAAUUUUGCUUUUUUGUUUGAGAAUGAAAUCUCAGAAUUUAUUGUAAGGGAUAAAUUUAUUUGGUGUCUAUUAAAAUCUGGUGAAAUAUGGAUCAUAAAUAUUGAUAAAGGGUAUAAAAUUAAAAUAAUAUAUAACAGCCAAGCUCACUACAAUAUAGUACGUUUAAGAAAACAAGGUCCUGACUUAAUAUUAAUAAGUGAAAGUGGUGAAUGUCUCAAUGUUAUAAUAAACAAUGAAGAUUUAGAAAAGAACAUUCAAGAGCUUACUGUAUCCUUAACAAAAUAUUUACCUAAAAUUCAAGAUCACCAUGAACCUCUAUACAUAAAAUCAGAUGAAUUAAUAUUUAAAUGCCCUCACACUGGCUUAACUGAUGUUAUAAAAUCAAAUGUGCAUUUAGACUUCAUUAGAUAUUGGGAUGACAUGAUUGUAUUGAGCCAUUCAAAUAAAAUGUGGGUGAUGAAUAAAAGUUUUGAAUUGAUAUUUCAAUUUGAUAAAAAUAAUUCUAAUUAUCACCCUAUGUCAGCUAAUAAAGGAAUAUUCUACUACUUGAAAUGGAUAAAUGGAGAGGUGGAAAUUUAUAGUGCUUCUUUGGAGUGUCAUGAAGAGCAACAGGAGGAAGAGAAAAUUGGAAAUAAAUCAAAAACAUCAAACGAUUUAUUGAAACUUCAACUAACCAACUUUGUUGAUGAAAUAAUUAUAAAUACCACUAAACCUGCUGAAGUACUACCACAACUGCAUCAGAUGUUUCACAACCUAGAUGAUAACAGGUUUCUUGUGAGUGUCGCCAAAAAGCUCUGUAACCAUAACUUACUAUAUAAACCAAUAUUGUAUCCUCUACAGAAAAGAAUUUGUCUCACAGAAGACAAAUCUCUAAUUGACUUUAUAUGUGAUGUUGUUAUAAAGAGUGAUCUUCUUGAAUACAUCUGUUUCAGAGGUGGCAGUAGCUAUGAUAAUGUUAAUAUAUUUGAAAUGAAUUUCAUACAAUUGUGCAUAACAUUUAUUUCCAAAUCGGAUUUAGAUUUAGCAUCUAUAUGUUGGUUAAAAUAUUCAGAGAUGAGAUUAACAUUGACUGCGGAUGAUGUUGUUGAAAUACUAAAUUCUAUACCUUAUAAUAUAAAAAUUGGAGCUCUUGUAAUAUGGUUUCGGAACUUUGUACCACCCGUUUUAGAACAGAAUGUAUUUUAUGUCGACUUGUUUGUAAAGUGGACUACUGAUAGAAUUUUCCUCUUGGAGCAGUCAUCUUAUUGGCCAAAGAUUGGUUUAAAAUUUCUUGCUUCAAUAAUUGAAGUACUCGAGACAUCCAUAAGAACUGUCUAUAUAAGAUCUAUCUCUAUCGAUGAUUUGGAUAAACUCCAAGAUCAUAUAAUUUACAUAUCGGAACUCAAAGAAAAAUACAAAAUCAACAUGCUACUCAGCGAGUUCAGCUCUCAGAGUCCUUCGGAAAUUGCUCUUAUAAUGUUGCGUCGCUGUUAUACAGAAGAUUUGGAAGCUUUUGUUUCUGAGAGUUUGCCGAAAUAUGUUUCACGACAUUUACUAGAAAUGGAUGAGACUUUAAGAUCCUUCAUAGAUAGUGAAGCUGCCAGCAGCGGCGGCAGCAUCGACGGACCACGUCUUAAGAUCUUGCUUAGUGCAUUUAGAGCACCAUGUAACAAAUUGGAUUGUUUGCUAAAUGUGCUUAAAAUCUUAGACGUACCGUGGGAUACCACAGUACUUACAAUAGCUACUGAAGCAGCUUCCUUAGUGAACAAAGAUUUUACUAUCACCGACUCGGAUCGCGUAAUUGCACAAGAGAUAUACAAGGAAUUGAACUAUGCGAAAAUUAAAGUUAUUUUAAAAAAAUACAAUUUUCCCCUCACGUGUACCGAUUACAGGCUUGUAUUGCAUAAGGUCAUAAGUUCUCCAACUGUUGAUUUGGAGGACCUAGACAUAUUCACAAAUAUACUAACGAUCUAUACUCAUUAUGCGUGUAUUUUGUAUAUAGACAGAUGUCUUCAAGAUUGUGAGACGAAAAAAGCACUGAAUUAUUUCAAGAAUAUCAAUAAUCGUAAUAAAAAGAUGAUCGUAAAGGCAAUACUAUCAAAAUUUGAACAAAUAAUUAGCAGUGGAAAAGUAAAUCAACUAUUGGAAAAAAAUUACAUAGAUUUUCUAAAAGGGACACAACUGUUAAAUAUAAUACAAAUCAAUUCCAUUGAAAAUUUGUACCAUCUCAAAAAUUCGUAUAACAUCAAGCUAAAUUUAAACGAAAUUAAUAGUAACAGUUUUAAGGAGAGCACAUUACAAAGUUUAAAAGAUAAUGAAGAAAUAUUAUCAUCGAGUUUAGGGCGCGGAAGGUGCAUUUCCCAACUUAUUAGUAAAGAUUUAUCCAGAAAGUCCCAAUUAAUCUGUCUACUACGAGGAAUAUCUUCCAGUCGAACUAUAAGGAUGCAUGUUGAAUCUUUAAUGUUAUCUGAUAAAAAUGAAACAUCCGACCUUAUUAAAUAUAAAGAUGGACAAAACAGUAAUAUUUUAUUGGAAUCACACAAUAUUCUGUCCGAGGUGUCCAUUAACUGCAAUGAAGAGGAUAUUCACGAAGUACUAAAAAGUCUUUCAACGUUGAAUGCCUUGAUAAAUGCUAGUACAAUUCUGAAGAACCUCUCAGUUGCAUGGAAGUUUCAAUACAUAUUUUUACCUAUGUCUACAAUUCACGCCCUGAAUGAUUUGAUCAAUAUCUAUUCUAAUUCGUCGCAAAUGAUAUCAGUUGAGGAAUUUUUGCAUAUCGCUUCUAAAGGAGAGUUUAUAAUAUUUAGAAUAAUUGCAAAUAUGAUACAAAAAUCACUGGGAAACAAAACCUCGUUGUGUGAUAAAAUUGUUAAAGCGAGGGAUAAGGUCACAAAAAGAAUGUUAGCCAAGAUUGUUUCUCUACAAGACCUGGAUCAAGUAUUGAUCACUUCGUUUUUGCUUACCCUUAGAACUACAGCAUGUGAAGACAAAAUGUGGAUUCUGGAACUGCUUAAGGGCCAAUCAGAUUCUCUUUCACCAUCUGCAAUGCACUAUCUUUCUUCUCCGUCUAUCCGUCGCAUUUUUGCUAUUGAUGAUAUUUUACCUGGAAAUAAUAUGUCUUAUCCCCCACAAUACAUCCUAAAGUCCAAGUUUAAUAUCAAUUUAUCUGAAGUAGCUCUCCCAGAAAACGAAGAAACAUGGGACGUACAAGUCUUACUUUUCUAUAUUUUGCGAAGAUAUCCGAAUAUUAAUUUCAGUCGUCUCAUAGAGUUAUGUCAAACUUUAAAUAUAAAUCCAAAUGAAGGAGUCUCUCUAUUAUUGAUAUCUGUAUUAUCAACUUGGGAUCUCAAGUACAAAAUAUAUGAAAACGAAUUAGGCUAUCGUCAAAUACUCACUGAGCAUGAUCAAACGCAAUUAAUGUCACAAUGUUUUGUGAUUUGGCACAGUAUAAAAGACAAGGAUUUUAUAAGAAAAAUUUGUACUGACUUAUGGAAGACCGGCGAAGCUUUGGUACAUGGUUGUCACGUGUCCAUUAAUCCUUAUUUUUAUGAAGUAUAUAUAUGUAUCUACCACUUAGUCUUCAGUUCACCAACAGACACUAAAUAUUUGAAGGAAUACUAUAUACUUAAUUUUCUUAAAGGAUAUCAAAGAAAAAGCAUUCCUAAACAAUACGAAUUUGAGCUAUUCUCAAUUAAAGGAAUAUUUCCAGAGAUAGGAUAUUACCGCUUACCAUUACACCUUUUCAUGCGGGAUGACAUGUGGUCAAAUUUAAAAUCUGAAAUAACUUUAGAAACUUACGAGUCUUGGUUGCCUAUUGUUUCAUUACUGUCACUGGACGGUGAUUUACAGACGGCGCGGGAUAUGAUAUGCAGCAACGCCGUUAAACAAACUAUGACAAAUCGAAAACGAGCAGAUAGUAAUGAAGCUGAUUUAAAGGAUGAGCCUUGGCGCUUGACGUCACAAGAAGAACCAUUACUGCGAACAGCUCAUCGGUGUGUAAGACAUAUAGCAAAUAUGGAGUGGGCAGGCGCUUGUCUGUUUUAUGCUCUUCAAGGUUGUGCUAGAGGCGCUGAUCAAGUAGCAGCUGCACAGCUAUGUUAUCAAUUUUCACAACGUUGGGCAACUCUUCAACCCGGCAAUCGUGCUGUUCGACAAAUGGAAAAACUUCACUCUUCAUUAUCAACCCGUCACGUCUUAUACAAGAUUGAAUGGGCGUGCGAAGAACUUAUCCGGCUCUCAACAGAGCCUGUACAAUUGAUUAAUGCUUUAUAUCUUCACCCAAAAUUUGUCGAAAAAAUUACUCGUCACGAUAUAAACCGGGCGGCUAAUGAGAUUGCCGAUAAAAACAAUGUUAAUAUCAGUUCUAUAAGAAUACAACUACUAGAAAGUAUACUUGACAAAACUUACAAAGAAAACAACGUCUCACCCGGGUUGGAUCCGAAAGACUUGAUUACCGCAAAAUAUAUUCUAAAGGCCACGUGUCCAAAAAUGGGGGCGUUUUAUCUAUCAAGAAUAGCAUUUGAUGAUGAAAGUGAUUAUAACAAAUGUAAGAAAUUGAGGGCUUUACAAUGUUUGAUGAGCGCAGUGGAACCGGAGACAGCGGUUAAAGUAGCACGUCGAGAACGUCAUGUACUUUGGAAAUCUUUAAUAGAACUGUUUUAUAUUGUUCAUCUUGAACGAAUCGAUGUGCCGUGGGUCAUUGCUACAUUUUUGCAGGAUAAAACAUUAGCGCUAAAUCAACUUUUGCAAGUUUCUGGUAAUAAUAUUGAGAGCUUGAAGAUUGCAGCGGAACUAGCUAACAAGUUUGGUGAUAGCCAAAUAAUUCGAGAACUUAUUCCUGUUUUGAUGAGGGCUUCUCUGUUCGAAGAAAUGAUACCAUUGCUAUUAAAAGUUCAAAAUCCACCAGACAAUAUGAUCUAUUCUGCUUGGAGAGCUAUUAUGUUGUCACCGUUCCAACGUGCCGAUUACCCGAUCACUGAUCGUCAAAAAGCUAAAUGUCUAAACGCUUUGAAUUUAUUACCAGUAUGUCCUGUCAUCAAAGAUGACGACCUAAUAGAAAUUUGGAAAAAUUGUAUAAGAUGUAAAUGUUUAGGCUUAGGUUGCUUAGUACUACCAUAUAUGACGGCUCAAGCUAGGCAGUCGUUGACUGAACUAAAGAAAAUUGAUAAAAGAACUCUAGUAAUAAAUUUAAAGAAUUUACACAAUGAAACCUAUCUUGUGUCUGGAGCCAUGUUCGUUUUAGAAAAUUUAACACCAAAACUAUCGCGUUAAAAACAUUGCAUAAUUAGUUACAGGAGUUAGAAUAAAUCUUAAAUAUUUUGUUCAGAGUCAGUUCCCUUAAAAUAUUUAUAAUAACAAUAUCUUAACGCUAUAUUGAUAUAUGAUUUGCUGUGUAAUAUACAAAAUUCAUUGUAUUACUCCAUUAUUAUAUACUAGCUUAUUUAUAUUGUUCUCAUAAUGUAAUGUCUCAUAAUUGUAAAUACAUAUUAUCAA
Danaus plexippus (monarch butterfly) is the source of this 5728-nucleotide messenger RNA. RefSeq lists its product as uncharacterized. Bases 107 to 5506 code for a protein of 1799 amino acids. Lineage: Eukaryota; Metazoa; Arthropoda; Insecta; Lepidoptera; Nymphalidae. The transcript has 2 exons. Gene Ontology annotation, cellular component: RZZ complex; cytoplasm; kinetochore microtubule. Gene Ontology annotation, molecular function: small GTPase binding. Gene Ontology annotation, biological process: mitotic sister chromatid segregation; mitotic spindle assembly checkpoint signaling; protein localization to kinetochore involved in kinetochore assembly. The record is from RefSeq and is a predicted model, not a curated record.